This is a messenger RNA of Drosophila biarmipes, 1666 nucleotides long. RefSeq names its product probable cytochrome P450 6d5. NCBI's taxonomy places the organism in Eukaryota, Metazoa, Arthropoda, Insecta, Diptera, Drosophilidae. Gene Ontology annotation, molecular function: monooxygenase activity; oxidoreductase activity, acting on paired donors, with incorporation or reduction of molecular oxygen; iron ion binding. Bases 69 to 1595 code for a protein of 508 amino acids. The transcript is spliced from 5 exons. The record is from RefSeq and is a predicted model, not a curated record.
CUACAACCGGUUAGUUACGAUUUAGAACGCUAGAAGUGCGGACAGAGAGUGAACAAAAUAUAGACAAUAUGAUCGGAAUAUAUCUAUUGAUCGGUGCGGUCACACUGCUUUAUGUGUACCUCAAGUGGACAUUCAGCUACUGGGAUCGAAAGGGUUUCCCCAGCACGGGGGUGAGCAUUCCUUUCGGUGCCAUGGAAGCCGUGGCGAAGGGAAAACGAUCCUUCGGCCUGGCCAUCUACGAUAUGUACCGAUCGACCAAAGAACCGGUGAUCGGAUUGUAUCUCACCCUGAGACCUGCUCUACUGAUCAGAGAUGCUCAGCUGGCAUACGAUGUGCUGACCAAGGACUUUGCCAGCUUCCACGAUCGUGGGGUUUACGUGGAUGAAAAGAACGACCCGAUGUCGGCGAGCUUGUUCCAAAUGGAGGGCGCCAGUUGGAAGGCCCUACGAUCCACGCUGACUCCGGCGUUUACUUCCGGAAAACUAAGAGCCAUGUUCGAAACCUCCGAUGCCGUUGGUGAUAAGUUAAUAGCCAGCAUGAAGGCACAGCUGCCCGAAUCGGGCAGCAAGGAGCUGGAACUCAAGAAACUAAUGUCAACGUAUGCCAUCGAUAUUAUUGCCACGACUAUUUUUGGCCUUGAAGUUGACAGCUUUGCAGAUCCUAACAAUGAAUUCCAGGCUAUCGGCAAAAAAAUUAACCGCAAAAAUUUUGAAGAUAUUGCUCGCGGAGCAGCAAGAAUCCUCUUUCCCGGGCUGGAGAAGUUCUUUGUGCGAAUCGGCUGGAAGCAGGAGGCCACAGAGAGGAUGCGCGAGUUGUCGCACAGGACUGUCGACCUCAGGGAGAAGAACAAUAUAGUUCGCAAGGACUUGCUGCAACUCCUUCUGCAACUGCGGAAUCAGGGAAAGGUCAACGCUGAUGAUAAUAAUUGGUCAGCGGAGAGUACCAAAAAUGGAAUAAAAUCUAUGUCAAAGGAUGUGAUUGCCGGCCAGCUAUUUCUGUUCUACAUUGCCGGCUAUGAGACGACAGCCUCUACAACAUCCUUCACUCUCUACGAGCUCACCCAAAAUCCCGAGGUGAUGGAAAAGGCGAAGGAGGAUGUACGAAAAGCUCUUGAAAACCACGGCGGAAGGCUGUCCUACGAUGCCAUCGCGGACAUGAAGUACCUGGAGGCCUGUAUUCUCGAAACUGCUCGAAAAUAUCCGGCCCUUCCACUGCUGAACAGGAUCUGCACUCAGGACUACCCUGUGCCCGAUAGCAAACUAGUGAUCAAGAAGGGCACACCCAUCAUAAUCUCCAAUUACGGAUUGCACCGGGAUCCCGAGUAUUUCCCCGAUCCUCUUAGCUAUCAGCCAGAACGUCAUCUGGAGGAGAGCAAAAACUACAACGAAGCGGCCUUUAUGCCUUUCGGAGAGGGCCCAAGGAUGUGCAUCGGCGCCCGCAUGGGAAAGGUGAAUGUGAAGAUAGCGAUUGCCAAGGUUUUGUCGAACUUCGAUCUGGAGAUCCGCAAGGAAAAGAGCGAGAUCGAGUUCGGAGUCAAUGGAGUGCCGCUGAUGCCAAAGUCCGGGGUUCCCGUGCGACUGUCUCUCAAAAAGUAGGCCCUAGUCUAGCUCUUAAGCUAUGUAAACCCUAUAAUAAAUCUGCAAUACGUAUUGAUGAGACAAACACA